CCCCCCUGCAUUGCUCAGAACCCAACGCCACCCGCCGCCCACUUCCCGCCUGCCGAAUCGCCGAUCACCUCCCGCACUGCUUCGUCCUGGCCCUUGCCAAUUGCUACCUUGAAUCUGAGGCCCGCUGGCACCCACCCUCUCGUCCUCCGUCUGGCCACCGAGGCUUGCCGCACCCUGGAGUGGGCUUCGUCCGUUGGUCUGAUUAGCGGUCAUGCACAUGUUCUGUUCGAUGAAACGCCUAGCAAGGUUGUCAUUGCCCUACAGAUGCACUUGUGGACUUUGAUGAAGCUCCGUGUAUUCUAAGGAUUGGAGUUCCAACGUACAGACAAAUGGCAUCGAUCAUAUUCGGUCCAGGAAACCUGCACGCCCUCUCUGUGCGGCUGAGAAUAUUAGCUGGGAGUUGGACAUUUCAGUAUGGUCCCUUUAUCUGUGGUGUGCAGCGGAGGUGGAAGAAGCCAGUAGAUUCAGCAAGAACCCGUCUGGAGAGCAGAACAAGGGAUCAUAGGCUGGACAAGCUAAUGGUUCAACUGAGAAACUUGAAGCUGGUCGUGGCUGCAUGUGAGUUGAUAUCUCAGCAGAGGAACGGAUAUGCUUCUCUCCAACUUCUUUCAAAGUGGAGACAUGAGGUCGGAUUGAACAUUGAGAUUGGCGCUUUCCUCAAGAAAUAUCCCCACAUUUUCCAGAUUUACGUGCACCCUGUGAAGAGAAACCAUUGCUGCAAGACCACACAAAAGAUGACUGACUUGAUUGCAGAGGAAGAGGCCAUGAUAAGGGAGAAUGAGACCAACAUAGUUCAGCGGCUGAAGAAACUUCUCAUGCUCUCUACAAAUGGAACUCUGAAUAUGCACGCAUUAUGGCUAGUAAGAAGGGAACUUGGGCUGCCUGAUGAUUACAGGUCUUCCAUGCUACCGAAGUAUCCACAUGAUUUAUAUCUUGAAUCCCCUGAUACUCUGUCACUUGUCUCUCGGGAUGACGAAUUAGCUGUGGCUAAGAUUGAAGAAUGGAGGAAGAAAGAGUACACUGAAAAAUGGCUAGCUGAAUCGGAGACAAGAUACGCUUUUCCGAUCAACUUCCCUACUGGAUUUAAGAUUGAGAAAGGCUUUAGGGAAAAACUGAAGAACUGGCAGAGGCUUCCCUACACCAAGCCUUAUGAGAAGAAUGAUUUGCAUCCGAUCCACAAUGUGGAGCGGAUUGAGAAACAUGUUGUUGGUAUUCUUCAUGAACUGUUAAGCCUUACGGUAGAAAAGAUGAUACCACUUGAGAGACUGUCGCACUUCAGACGAGUUUUUGCUAUGGAAGUAAAUUUGCGGGAGCUUCUUCUUAAGCACCCAGGAAUUUUCUACAUCUCGACCAAGGGAAGUGCACAGACAGUCAUUCUGAGGGAGAGUUAUAGUAAAGGCUGCCUGGUUGAGCCUAAUCCUGUAUACGACGUGCGAAGGAAAAUGCUAGAUCUGAUUUUGUCUGGAUGCCGUAAUGUUGGUGUUGCUGUGGAAUAUGAUCAGGCAAGCUGCCAUGAGUUGCAGAAGAACAUGUGCCAGGUGGAUACUGCAAAUAACGUACUUGAACUUGAAAAUGACAGUGGCUCCUAUACAUCUAACUGACUGCAAAUAUAGAAUCCCGUCUGGUUCAAGAAACACGAGAAUCUCCAGAUGCAGGCCUCAUGCAACCACUUCCCUGUUAAAACUGAUAGGAUCGUCGUAGCAUCAGAGCCUACUUGUAGUAGCAGCAGUAGUAGUACAACAAGUGAGCAUUAGAAGAGCAGAGUUUCACUGAUCUCUGAAGCUCUCUAUAAGAAUACUAAUGGUACUGCUAGCAGUAUUAGAGGAGCAGAGCUUUUGAACCACUACGAUCACCGCCAAUUCGCCAGCUCCGAGCAUCACCAAGAUGUCACGGGGCACCGGCGGCCUGACCAUCCUCCAGCUCUGGCUCCGGCACCGGCGAGUCCUCCAGCUUCAGGCCUCCUCUCCCAGGCUCAGGGUGCGAUUCAUCGGCCUGAGGACGUGUACACUGGAGUUAACCCUCAUCAUCACCCUCGUGCUCCCUGAUCUGAUUCUUGCUGGGGUGAACGCGUCUUCAGCUGUGCUGCCUGAGCAGAGGACGCAGCCGGCGACGUUGGAGUUGGAGGUGGAGGUGCCCCUGCCGGCGGCACCACAGGCCCGGAUCUUCCAUCCUACAAAUGCCACUUCGUUGGUGACGAAGCCGACACCCACCCUGCCACUUAUUUUGCUCGUGUUCUUCCUCCUCGCGAUUAUCGCUUAAAUUAUGUACUUCCUGACAUUUUAUAUGAACAAACAAUAAUCUUUUGUUCGAUACAAACAUAUAUAUGAAUGAAUGGUAAAUGGUAAUGCUCUGUUUC
Molecule: messenger RNA, 2356 nt
Organism: Panicum virgatum (switchgrass)
Lineage: Eukaryota; Viridiplantae; Streptophyta; Magnoliopsida; Poales; Poaceae
Product: protein ROOT PRIMORDIUM DEFECTIVE 1-like
Exons: 3
Coding region: 330-1601 (423 amino acids)
Molecular function (GO): RNA binding
Source: RefSeq, a predicted model, not a curated record